GGAAAAAAAUAAAGCCUGAAUAAAAUUUAAUCUUCGAACGUAAAGUGAAUGUAUGAAGCUGUAUGCGAGUGAACGGCGCACAAAGCGAUGGAUUUCAUAUACUCUGAUUAAUUUAUGCGCGGAAAAUUUAUACGUGCGUACAAAGAAACUGUAUACGCGCGGAUUCGAAUAUCCUGAUCGAUAUAAUUGCAUUUUGUUUGCUUCCUCAGUACAGUCUUUAAUUAUAGCACACCGUUUUAUCUCAUUUCAUUAUGCUGCAUCAAAGCAUUUUCGAAUGAGCGAUCGCAAACUCUCCUGAAAUCCAGCUAAAAUCCAUUGUAUACAGCGCCAAUUAUAGGCGCACGUGUAAACCGCCCUCGUCUCGAAAAUGACGCCUAAAACGCCAGUCGCGCGUAGGCCCGACGCGUCAGCUGGAAAUUCCGACGCAACAAGCGCCUCUCGCACGCGUCACCAUAUAAUUGUUUAGCGCCACGGAAAAUGGACGCGCCCCGGACAUAGGUGUGCUUUUAAUCGAAACCGGGACUAAUUUAUUUGUCCUUUGAUCUCGGCGAGGCUCCGCAGCCGCACGACUCAUUGAUUUCGCAUCGACUUCUCGGUAUGUACACUAGAUUUAAUCGAGUUAUUCCGGGCCGAUAUUGUCUCUACUUCGAAAAUCGAAUUAUUAAUAACUUUUCGUGAAUUAUCGACUGAGAGAUAAAAUCCUCAGCGUAUAAUCACUGUCUCUCUCGGAAGAGACGUAUAAUGCAUUCCAAACUAUCUCGAUAUAUAUAACUCUCUCGUGUUAUUCCACGACGACCCCAUCUCCACGCGCGAUAUUGGAUUCGCGUUCGUGAUUCUCUAUCCUCCGUAUUUAUAUAUUUCCGAAAGGAUAUUCAUCAAACGUCGCCUAUACAAAGUUGUAUGCUGGAUUCAUAUCUGCUACUGCUCUUGUCACACGAGGAGACACGUGUACACCCGGAGGCUCUUGUUUUGAUGUACCAAGGGAAAUUAAGUUGACAUUGCGUCGGUGAAGCUUCUUAUGAUUCCACGUCUGCACUUCAGCUUUUGCUUCCACCUAUUGAAAGCUGCGUGAUUAGACUUCAAUUGUUGUAAUUGUCAUAAUUAAAAUACUCAGCACAAGUCGCAUCGAUUCACCAGCGUUGUACAGCUGAACUCGAUAAAAGCUAUGCGCGCUGCGACGAAACAGGGUCACGUUUAUCUGUCGCUGCACCAGCGGAACGUACCCCGGCAUAUUUAAAUUUUAAAAGGCGAAAAGUAGAAUUCCCUUCGCGCUGCAUCGUUUCUUUUCAUUUGCUUAGGAGAGACGUAAAGAGCCGCGCUAGCUGUAAAUGAAAAAAAAAAAGUCGCGGACAAAGGUGGCACGUAGUAUUGCGCGUGCGAUGCGCAUUUUGCACGACUGAUGUGCUCUCGGAUGGAGACGAGACGGCUGUACCCUCGGUCUCGUAAUAUAAGAGUAAGGACCGUUUUAAUAGCCUGAUUAAAUUAAUAGCUCAACGGAUAUAGCCGCACGACGUGUACUAAUAUAACAAGCGCUCCUCGUCGCGGCGUCGUUUUUAGAAUUUUCCGCAGACUCGAUAUUAGCGAAGCAAUUAGCGAAAUUAAAGCGAGGAGGAAUAAGCCGGCCAUUUCAUUCCGUAUAUAAGUAUAUCUCGUCGCUGCGAAAAGGAUCUCUUUUUCAGCUCCCUCGUGCUCGCGCAGUUAUGUCAACAUUAUGUAAGUUAAUCGCCUCGCGUGAAUCUAGAAGCCAUCGGGGAAUUGCAUUCCUUACACGGCCUCGGGCACGCAUACGAAUGCUGCUUAUAAAAGUGCACCACUACUCGGCUUACUCUGUCUCUCGUAAUGUAAUUGCUGUUGUAUAUACGCCCGAGAGGAAUUCGCUCGACUGUUGUAUGCCUAUUUAUUCAAAAUUUAAAUUUUGAAACAACGACGAUUCUAAUUAGAACGUCAAAUGAUAGGUAAUUGGAAGGAAGAGAGACGUAGACGCGGCAGAGCUUUAAUCUAUGUGUAGAUUAGUACUCGGUGUAUAUAGUCGUGAUUUAAAUUGCACGCGAUCCGCUGCCGGCGAAAAUUCCGGAAACUCCGAUGAAGGGCUACGAGCCUUCGCGCGCGAGAGGAGCGUGUUUGGCAAGUAAUUCCGGACGUGUUUGCAUUUCGCGCGUCGGCCAUCGACUCUCUCUCUCUCUCUCUCUCUCGCGCUUGUACACACUGCUGCAUCACAGACUUCGAUCGGCUCACGAAAUGUCAAAAAUUAAGCCGGCAACUUCUCUCUCUCUCUCUCUCUCUCGAUUAACGCGUAUACGGGUUAAUCGAGAGGCAUCAAUGCGCGAGUCGUUCAAUAUGACGACAGCAGCGUGUGCAGCUAUACGUGAUAUUAUUUGAGCUACGGAAUAAUUGGAUUUGAUGCGAUUUAACUUUUGAGAAUCGAGGAGACUCGUCGACGGAAUAUUAAGCGUAGAUCAACGUUGGAGAAGUUCGAAGAUUUGGGCGACUGUUAAAGCCGAACUUUGCGCUGUGCUAUCGAUUCCCGGGGCACACAUAAUGAUGGUGAAAGGCGCGUGUAUCGACUCCUGCUGUGUUGAAUUAAGCCCGUGACUGUGACGUCAGAGACUCGCCGGUCGAUCAGCUGACAGCAAAACGAAGAAAGCGUGUGUAUGUGUGUGUGUUGUAAAGUUUCGAGCAAAUUUACACGCUGGGACGAGAGUUUUUAAUUACGAAGAUAUCUAUAUAAGAGUUCGCGCGUGCAGAAAAUAAACAUUGCAUAUUUCAUGGUUAAUUAGAUGUUUGCAAGCCUUGAGGACUCGAGUACUGAGGAACGCUAUUUAGUCUCCAAUUAGCACGAAUGCACACGAUAAAGAGCUCGAGUGUGUUUCGGAAUUGGUCCGCAAUGUCGCAAAUGCGAUUACGCGACGCAUAAACUUGCGAGAACAUGAAACGAGCCUCGCCAACUCACUGUCCCAUCGUCUAAUUCACAGAGAACAAUAAUCGCGCGAAAUUUUCUGCAUCCCAAAAAGUGCUUUGUCACUCGUCCCAAAGAUUAUCGUUCUCAUCGCCUAAGUACACUUUGUCGACGAGUCGCGCGAUGACAUCACUCCAUCUUCGCCUCGACUCAUAUAUUCCACCGCUAAAGCUCGCGCGGUAAAUAGCGUGUCUCUCAACGGAAAUAAAUCGUCAUCCAUAGCGCUGCACGUUUUCGCUCGAAAUUAUCACCGUUUUAACGAAUUAAUUGAAGCAUUUGCCGCAACGCAGCUCGCGUUGGUACAGGUGUGCAUGUCGCGACGUCUAUCUCGCGGCUGAUGGGAAUCGGCGAAAUUUUAAGCUGCUGCGCAGUGUACGCGUCGGGGUAGCUUAUUAAUAGAACGACCGUGUAAACCCCGCGUUACACACGCGCGUCCGGCUUUGUUUGGUUUGGGCUCUCUUUGAACGUCGACGCAGCGGAUUUCGACGCUUCGAAAAUAAAAGUUAUGCCCUCGUCUCUCUCUCUCGGUGUAGCUCGACGACGAUAUGGGGAUGAGAUUUAGUCGAGCGCGACACGAAUCGCGAUUAGAUAAUGCAGUCAAAUUAGGGCGGAAAUUCAGUUGAAAGUUUAUAAUUGAGAGUUAAGACUCUUGCCUUUUUUUUGCAAAUUCGUCGGACGGCCAGAAGUUUGGCGUUUUAUGCGAUUAAUUAAUUACGGAUUUUCGCGGCCAACUUUUAAUUGCGUGCUUUUUAAUCAAGAAAACGCUCCCGGGCAACAGUUGUUCGAAGCGCCGCGUGUGUGUGUAUUAUCUUUUCGCACACGAGUGUUCGACUGAAGUUCACCGCGAAAUUCUCAAACAAAAGAAUCUCGCGUCGUCUGUGCUGUGGCCGGGAUGAGCUGUUAGGUUUUAGUUUCCCUCGGCCAAACAAAUUCCAAAAUUCCAAGUGAUCCCUCGAACUAAAUUUACGAAAAGAAAAAAAAAAUGUUCUCCUCGUUAAAAUCGUGCAAGAGCCUCUUAUCGCCGAGUCGUCUGAAAGUUUUCAAAUUAACCCCUGCGAAAUGCGACAUGAGCUGCGGGAGACGAGGUUGUCCCAGUGAUCCGUGCAAACCGAGAGAUUGCGAUAAGUCGUCGAGGCCUUGCGAAAAAACUUGUCAGCGUCAAGCUCGUCCCUGCGAGCCGUUGGAUCGUUGCAGGCCAGCUAAUCUAUGCAACUCGAAUCCCUGUCACGAUCCCUGGAAAGCUCCUCAAUUUUGCAACUCUUCGGAUCACCGCCAGCAGAGUAUCCCCUGCGGACAAAAGCAAACUUGCAAAUCGUCCCCGAGUCCUUGUCGGGAGGAAACUCCGAGCUACCCUCGUAAACCUUGGAGGUCGAGCAGAGCCACCACCUGGUCGCCGUCAACCUACAUAGCCUCGCCUUGUCAAGGAGCGUCGGGAUCUUGCAGGGCACCGGAUCGUUGCGGUAAACCCAGCUGUCCGGCCCCGAACAAACCCACCUGUCCGUCGGAUCCCUGCAAACCGCCUCAAAUCCACUCCUGCCAGACUCCACCGGAUCCCUGCCAGCCGCCCUGUUACCAGCGUCGAGAUCCCUGCGAGCCGACAGCCUGCCAGAAGUCAAGUCCCUGUCUCUCGGAUCCCUGUCCCCCGAAACCCGUGACCUGCUGCCAGGCCGAUCCUUGCUGCACCUGUCCGACCUGUCCACCUAGUACGAACCCAAACAUCUGGAGUCAAGAGAUACUGCGCAGAAGGGACCCCUGCAGCCAGUCGAUCCCCUUCUGCUGCGACAAGGAGUCGGAAAUGAAGGAGCGAUUAUGGCGGCUGGUCGUGCUAUUCGGCUUACUUCCACUUAUCUUCAUAUCGGCCGGCAUAACAAUGAGAAACGUGGAGGAGGAAAGAAACGAGCCGAGGCCGGAAUUCAUACCCUACGAGUACAUGUACCGUCGUACAAAGCGAUUUCCCUGGGGAGACGGCAAUCAUACCCUAUUUCACAAUCCUGUAAAAAAUCCCGUUCCUCCCGACGGAUAUGAGGUGGAGGAUCCGAACGCGCCUGUGAAGAAGAGCGAGUGAAGAACGAGAUUAUUUAACAAAUUGCAGAAUUUCGUUGUGAAAUCGAACGUUGUUGCCGUGUCUGACAAUAAAAAUUUGCUCGGAUGUA
Nasonia vitripennis (jewel wasp) is the source of this 5109-nucleotide messenger RNA. RefSeq names its product keratin-associated protein 10-6-like. The transcript has 4 exons. Gene Ontology annotation, molecular function: enzyme regulator activity. Gene Ontology annotation, cellular component: mitochondrial inner membrane. NCBI's taxonomy places the organism in Eukaryota, Metazoa, Arthropoda, Insecta, Hymenoptera, Pteromalidae. Gene Ontology annotation, biological process: mitochondrial electron transport, cytochrome c to oxygen. The coding region runs from base 3939 to 5021 and encodes 360 amino acids. The record is from RefSeq and is a predicted model, not a curated record.